AUGAACACACUAACCCCAAAUCCACACCAUGCAUCCCUUCUCUCACUCACUCACCUCCUUCAUCUCACACACCACCGCAAUAAAAACCAGCACCGUCUCUCAAAAUGGUACAUAUCCUUUGGAAUUCUCCGCCGCCAAGUAUCUCGCCUCCUAUCUAUGAUCCCAGAACAUGUGAUGGAAUCAUCACGUGGAAAGGUGAAAGGGAAAGCUCGGGAACGAAAAGAGAGGGAAGAGAGGGAAUUACAGAGUCUGGUUAGAUUUAUUCAAGAGGAUGUGGUACCUGGAUGUUAUCUGGCAUUCAGUCAAUUAGUAGCCAAUAAUCAAUAUGCUACUUUAGGAUUGAUGUUAAUGGGAUGUUUGGCGCGAUUCUAUAAAGUUCUCGGUGCAUUGAGAGUUUUAACUGCAGAGGAAAUUGCCGAACAAGCAGGAAUUGUGAAGGAGACGCCACAAUUGAAUGAGGCAGAGAUAGGAGAGGAUAUGGGGGAGAAGAUCGUGAGAGAUGUUCCAGUCUCAGAAAUGGAAGAUAGCCAAAGAGUGGAAAGAAAAGAGGAAAACGACACUGAUAUUCAGAAAGCAAAACCAAAGAAGAGGAAACAGGAUGGUGAAGUAGUGGAGGCGAAGACUUCCAAACUAGCUUCCUCAGAUUCGACGCCGGCGAAGCCUCCGAAGAAGAAGAGGAAAAAGAAGGGUGGGGACGCUAUCGAAGAUUUGUUUGCUGGUUUGAUCUAA
This is a messenger RNA of Botrytis deweyae, 729 nucleotides long. RefSeq lists its product as uncharacterized. The transcript has 2 exons. Gene Ontology annotation, cellular component: ribonuclease MRP complex. The record is from RefSeq and is a predicted model, not a curated record. Lineage: Eukaryota; Fungi; Ascomycota; Leotiomycetes; Helotiales; Sclerotiniaceae. Gene Ontology annotation, biological process: maturation of 5.8S rRNA from tricistronic rRNA transcript (SSU-rRNA, 5.8S rRNA, LSU-rRNA); nuclear-transcribed mRNA catabolic process, RNase MRP-dependent. Gene Ontology annotation, molecular function: rRNA primary transcript binding. Bases 1 to 729 code for a protein of 242 amino acids.